CGACGAAUCGUCUUCCCAGCUCCAAACUACGAUUUUUGUUUUUCCGGAGGGGGCCGCCAUCGUUCAUAUUUACUCAAGCGAAAUGGCAAAAUCACACAAAGGCAUGGGAGACUCGGAGUGGAUGGCACGCCUGAGAAAGUUUGCCAGCACGGUGGCCUGGCCUGCAGGUGAGGGAAACAGGCCAGCCCCCAGGCAGACAAGUGGUGGUACGAGCUGUGUCAAAGGAUUGAGAAAUGCCCGAUGCAAAAACAAGGACAAAUGUCCUUGUUUGGCCAAGCGAGGAAGUGUCUGUGUGGAUUCCACACUCAGAAGGCAGCAGCAGGGCAGCACACUGAAGCACCGAGUCCGGUGCAAGGCAUUGUGGCCCAACACACUGCAACAGCGGGUCUGGUCCAAGCGACUGUGGGUCAGCAGAGUGCAGCACUGGGACUGGGAGUGCCGGGGGCGGUGGGCCAUAAGCAGCGACCAUCAAUGAAUUUGUCAAUGUUUACAAAGCCAAGAUUUGGUGGAGCUCAUCUUGAUGCGGCAAAGCCAAAUCUAAGUAAAGCCAGGCCCAGAAUAGCAACCCAGACCCAAGUCAACGACCCCACCGACGAAAGGGCCAGUUCCUCAGCCAACAUUGCUGUCUCAGCUCCAGAGUCUCAGACAGUUUCAGCUUCAGCACCUGUCCUCAGUCCAGUAGCAGUGUGUGCCACUGUGUCCACUGCUGACUCCAGGACAGAGACACCUGAAGCUGUAACAUCGCUGCCCCGUUUGUGGUCAGAGGGCUUGCCCCCUGAAGACCACAAAUGGAUUUUAAAGACAGUGAUGAAGGUGGGGCCCAAGGGAAAACUGAAGCUUCAAGACCACCUGAAGCUCUGGUUCUUUCCCCCACAACCAAGCCCUCUCUACCACCAGGCUCCUGCUCCCGACCGCUUUUUUUCGCAUCCACUUCUUGUCUGGAUGCCCUACAAGUUGUGGAAAGUGAAGGUGGUCUGUCCCAACCCUGUCUGUGGACAGCAUCAGCUCACAAAAAGGCGGGCUGCACAAGAGGGCACGACAGGUCCUGGAUGUGGACAGGAUCUACAAUAUGGUGACAGAGACUCUAACCUGCACCAAAUGUAGAUCCACCCAUGUGUCGUGGAGCCAGACUGUCCUGAAACAACUGGACUUGGCUCACAGAUCUGAAUUUCGGGUCAUCCUGACACAAAAGUGAGUAACUUUUCUCUCGUGCCUUGUCAAACAGAAUUGUGUAAAACAAUGUAAUUGAUAUAUCUGUUUAUGGCUGUCGAACGUUUGCGUGUGACAUCCG
This is a messenger RNA of Perca flavescens (yellow perch), 1291 nucleotides long. RefSeq lists its product as uncharacterized. The transcript is spliced from 8 exons. NCBI's taxonomy places the organism in Eukaryota, Metazoa, Chordata, Actinopteri, Perciformes, Percidae. The coding region runs from base 241 to 1104 and encodes 287 amino acids. The record is from RefSeq and is a predicted model, not a curated record.